Messenger RNA from Saprolegnia parasitica CBS 223.65, 1413 nucleotides. RefSeq lists its product as hypothetical. Gene Ontology annotation, molecular function: RNA helicase activity; ATP binding; nucleic acid binding. The record is from RefSeq and is a predicted model, not a curated record. NCBI's taxonomy places the organism in Eukaryota, Oomycota, Saprolegniomycetes, Saprolegniales, Saprolegniaceae. The transcript has 2 exons. Bases 1 to 1413 code for a protein of 470 amino acids.
AUGAGCGCCAAGGUCGAAGAGAAUGCAGUCGUGAUCGACGCGGACGAAGAGCUGGAGGCCAAGAGCUUCUUGGAGCUCGGCGUCGACCCGACGAUCGUCGAGUCCAUCACGGCCCUUGGCUGGACGGCGCCGUCCAAGAUCCAGCAACAGACGCUGCCACCGGCGCUCGCAGGCCACGAUCUCAUCGGCCUCGCCGAGACGGGCUCGGGCAAGACCGGUGCCUUCGUGAUUCCGAUUCUGCAGGAUCUGCUGCAGACGCCGCAGCGCCUCUUUGCGCUUGUGCUAGCGCCGACGCGCGAGCUGGCGUUCCAGAUUUCCGAGCAGUUCGAGGCGCUCGGUGCGUCGAUCGGGCUCAAGUGUGCGUGCGUCGUCGGUGGCAUCGACAUGAUGAACCAGCAGGUCGCGCUCGCCAAGAAGCCGCACAUUGUGAUCGCGACGCCCGGUCGUCUCGUGGACCAUCUUGAAAACACCAAGGGCUUCUCGCUCCGGACCAUGAAGUACUUGGUGCUCGAUGAAGCCGAUCGCAUGCUCUCGAUGGACUUUGAGGAAGAGAUCAACCAAAUCGUGCAGCUCAUGCCGAGCGACCGCCGCACGUACCUCUUCUCGGCGACCAUGACGUCCAAGGUCGCCAAGCUCCAGCGCGCGUCGCUCAAAAACCCCGUCAAGGUCGAGAUCACCCACAAGUUUGCGACGCCCGAUACGCUGGCCCAAAAGUACCUUUUCGUGCCCGCCAAGUACAAGGACUGCUACCUUGCCUAUAAGAUCACGCUCAUGCUCCGGUCGCUCGGGUUUCCUGCGAUCUGCCUCCACGGCCAAAUGAGCCAGCCCAACCGUCUCGGCGCCUUGAACAAGUUCAAGGCCAAGCAGCGCUCGAUCCUCGUGUGCACGGACGUCGCGUCGCGUGGGUUGGACAUUCCCUCGGUCGAUGUCGUCGUCAACUAUGACAUUCCGACCAACGGCAAGGACUACAUCCACCGCGUCGGUCGUACGGCCCGCGCCGGCCGUGCCGGUAUCGCGCUCUCCGUUGUGACCCAGUACGACGUGGAGCUCUACCAGCGCAUCGAACACCUCCUCGGAAAGAAGCUCGACGCGUUCAAGUGCGAAGAGUCGACGGUGCUCGUGCUUCUGGAGCGCGUUGGCGAGGCCCAGCGCGCAGCGACGAUCGAGCUCAAGGAAGAGACAAGCAAGAGCUCCGGGAAGCGGUCGCGCUACGGCAAGAACCACGACGACGAGGGCGAAGGCGAGGGCGAUAGCGGCAAGAAGCCGUACAAGGCCGCCAAGCGCGUCAAGGACUCGAAGGAUGGCGGCGGUCGUAGCAGCGGCGGUCGUGGUGGCGGUCGUGGCGGUGGCCGUGGCGGCGGUCGUGGUGGUGGCCGUGGCGGUGGCCGUGGCGGUGGCCGUGGUCGCAAGUGA